Messenger RNA from Juglans regia (Persian walnut), 2013 nucleotides. RefSeq names its product phosphoribosylglycinamide formyltransferase, chloroplastic. Gene Ontology annotation, molecular function: phosphoribosylglycinamide formyltransferase activity. Gene Ontology annotation, cellular component: cytoplasm; chloroplast. Gene Ontology annotation, biological process: 'de novo' IMP biosynthetic process. Bases 718 to 1644 code for a protein of 308 amino acids. NCBI's taxonomy places the organism in Eukaryota, Viridiplantae, Streptophyta, Magnoliopsida, Fagales, Juglandaceae. The transcript is spliced from 6 exons. The record is from RefSeq and is a predicted model, not a curated record.
CCGGACCAGACCGGCUACACUCCUAGGCAUGGGCUUCGGGAGGGAAUCGCUAGGGAGAUGGGAGUUGAGGGGCUUCGACUCGGGAUGCACUUUGUUUCAUAGAUGAGGGGUCUUCGUCGAGCUAGGGAACGAGAGGGAACAAAGUGAGAGGGAACGGUUUGCAUCACACGUAUGGUCACUAUGGUGUGGGGAGUGUGCGUUGGUAGACCGGUUGUUACCAAGAAUAUUUCAAAUCGAAACUAUGCCGUUUCCCUUCCUUAGCCAGGUGACGUCGUUUUUGCCCAUCAAAGGCUUGCCAAUGUUGCGCAGUUUUGAGCCCCUGAAGACCAAACUCGCCCAGUCCCGAACUCCUCUUCACUUCGCAUACUUCAAACUUCCAGCCUCAUACCUAGAAAGCCUAAAGUUCCCGUCUUUGCCUCCAUAGAUUCCCAAACUCGGAGACACCUAACAGCAUCUCUGCCCUCAUGAGUCAUGGAUUCACCUCUUGAGCCGUUCUCGUCACACACACACCAUUUCCGGCCUCACCUCUCUUCCUCACUCUCUCACCGUCUCACGCAGCCCUCCCAUCUCUCACGCAGCCGGCAGCCCCUCUCUCACGUCUCUCUGCUUCGACGACAACACAACGCCGUUCGAUAACCUCGGUCCUCGUGCUGCUGAGUCCCAAAAGGUUGCAAAUUGUAAUGAGCUGCGCUUGCCGCUCUAUUCUACGAUAUCUCAAUGGAAACUCAGAGCUUGCUUUCAGGGUUUUGCACAGACCCAACAAUAUUUUCAUCGUUUCGAAAUGCCAAAAAUCCAUUAUUUUUUGCGCCAUCUCCUUCUUCGGUAUCUUUUUCUCAGCGCCCUGAAUGGGUCUCCUACACAACCCCUCAGUCUUCUCCGCAAAGGGCAUGGUCUAAGCAGAGAUUGAAUUGUACUAAUCGUGUAGAAAAUGUAGGGGAUUCUAUUUCACAUGGGAAAGAUUUGGAAAACGGGGUUGGAAGGAAAAAGCUUGCAAUCUUCGUCUCCGGUGGAGGGUCGAACUUCAGGUCCAUUCACGAAGCUUCUCUUCGAGGAUCAAUUCUUGGAGAUGUAGUUGUUUUGGUCACAAACAAACGAGGUUUCAUUUCUAUCUUUGGCUGUGGAGGUGCAGAGUAUGCAAAAGAUAAGGGCAUACCAGUUGUUUUGUUCCCCAAAUCAAAAGACGAACCUGAUGGACUCUCUCCAAGCGAACUUGUAUCUGCACUUAGGAGAUUUGAGGUUGACUUUAUAAUCUUGGCUGGAUAUCUAAAACUUAUACCGUUGGAGUUGAUCCGAGCUUAUCAUAGAUCCAUAGUAAACAUCCAUCCAUCACUCCUUCCAGCUUUUGGAGGCAAAGGCUAUUAUGGUAUGAAGGUGCACAAGGCAGUCAUUGCUUCUGGAGCAAGAUACUCAGGUCCAACAAUACAUUUUGUCGAUGAGCACUAUGACACAGGUCGUAUCCUUGCUCAAAGUGUUGUCCCCGUGCUUGCCAAUGACACUGCGGAGGAGCUGGCAGCAAGAGUUCUUCAGGAGGAACAUCGGCUGUAUGUGGAGGUGACAGCAGCAUUAUGUGAAGAGCGGAUAAUUUGGAGGGAAGAUGGUGUUCCUCUCAUCCGUUGCAAAGAAAACCCCAGCCAUUACAGGUAGCAUAACCAACAUCAGCAAUCUCUGCUUUUGGUAAGGCUCGUGAUUCCAAUAUAUCACCCUUGCCUUGUCUUUAUACAAUGCCCUACUUGAGUACAUUCAAAUAUCCAAAACUGAGAAGCACUCCUACCCAGCCAAUAUAUAUAUAUAUAUAUAGAGAGAGAGAGAGAGAGAGAGAGAGAGAGAGAGAGAGAGAGAGAGAAGCCAAUUUAUGGAGCCUGGUUACUGAUCCAUUAUAUGUGGAUGAACUGCCUUGCAAGUAUUUUUUGUAAUGUUGGCUAUUUUUAUACUAGCCGGACACAGUGACAGGCGGCGUUUUCUGACUGGUAAAUGAGCUUAGAACUUCGGAAUUGAUUUAUUUGACUUUGAUUC